Eriocheir sinensis (Chinese mitten crab) is the source of this 1481-nucleotide messenger RNA. RefSeq names its product probable serine carboxypeptidase CPVL. Gene Ontology annotation, molecular function: serine-type carboxypeptidase activity. The record is from RefSeq and is a predicted model, not a curated record. The transcript is spliced from 3 exons. Gene Ontology annotation, biological process: proteolysis. The coding region runs from base 46 to 591 and encodes 181 amino acids. NCBI's taxonomy places the organism in Eukaryota, Metazoa, Arthropoda, Malacostraca, Decapoda, Varunidae.
UGACUGAGUGAUAGUCGUGAGUGAGUACGCGCUUUUCCCAAACAGAUGGUGGGGGGGCUGAUGGGCACACACCUUGGCGCCUCAUACUACGAGCGGCUGACGGGGGUCGCCAACACACUCAAUUUUAUGGACGACUCCGCACUCCUCGAGGAGAUGCACUACAUGGACCACUGCGUCAUCCUGCCCCGCUUCCGGCGCGCCCUCCACGUGGGCAACAAGACUUUCCAUCAACCCUUUUACCUAGGAAAGUUUUUCAAGGCUGAUGUUUUCCGCAGCACCAAGCCCUGGAUUGAGGAGAUGCUGAACAACAGCGUCAAGGUGCUAAUGUACAACGGGCAGCUGGACCUCUCGGUGCCCUACGCGUCCACGGAGCGUCUGGCGCGCACGCUCCACUGGCCGCACAAGGAGGAGUACAUGCGAGCGCCGCGGCGUGCGUGGGAGGUGGAGGGGCAGGUGGCGGGCUACGUCAAGGAGGCGCGGGGGCUGGUGCGGCUGUUGGUGCGCAAGGCCAGCCACACCGUAGGCCACCUCCGACCACACUGGAUGUUUGACAUGUUCAGCAGGUUCAUGACGCGCGACACUUUCCUGUAAGGGUGGUGGGAGCGUCCGCCAACCUGUGGGUCGCGUCGGCCAAGGAAAGCCCCGUUCACACUGUGCCGACUCUGGGCCACGACAACCCAGCGACUUUUCCAUUUGACAAGUUGGUUCCCACGCUCAAAGAAGGGGGGGAGGUUUUACUGGCUUUUUUUUUUUUAUUAAUGUUUACUUUUUUGUGCCCUUGAGCUGUCUCCUUUGCUGUAAAAAAAAAAAAAAAAAAAAAAAAAAACUAGUUGCCAGCAUGUCGUGCUAACCCUCACGACUCCAGACUCCCGUCACGACGUCGGCGCAGCAUUCGGCAACAGUCUCAAGACUUCUUUCAAGACAUGCCCGACCCUUUCACAUCAACAUCCAAGACCUCGUGUACCCUAGAGUCGUGGGUAGUCGUGGCCCAGAGUCGGCACAGUGUGAACGGGGCUGAAGAGGACGUUAAAUCACUUCCCAAUGGGUCAGUGCUGCCGGUGGCCGGGCCGGAGCGCCUUUCGGCUGUGGGAUCAUAGAAGGACAUAACGAGGUGAAUACUGGACAGAUAAAAGGGGAAUUUGGGUUAGACUUGGUGUUGUUUCAGGGAAUCAAAAUAUUGUGGCCAAGGCCUUGAGUGUGUAUGUUGUAGAUUUAUGCUUCACAAAUAUACUGUGUAACGGAGAGGUGAAGUAAUCUCAUGAACCUCUGGCCUAAAAGCACCCAGAUAUUUGCAUGUUGCGGGUGGAUUUUAAUUAAAUCCUCUCCCUGACACAUGGCGGCCAUUUUUAAAUAUCCUAUCCUGUAAAAUAUGCUUUCAACAUCUUAAAAAGACAUUACUCAUAAACUUAUCAGCCGAUUUCAAUAAUUUCUUUUUAUUUUAAAGAAUAAAUUAUGCUCUUUGUUUCGUGUUGACCAAAAUG